Molecule: messenger RNA, 1984 nt
Organism: Bradysia coprophila
Lineage: Eukaryota; Metazoa; Arthropoda; Insecta; Diptera; Sciaridae
Gene: Ssadh
Product: succinic semialdehyde dehydrogenase
Biological process (GO): GABA catabolic process
Cellular component (GO): mitochondrion
Molecular function (GO): succinate-semialdehyde dehydrogenase (NAD+) activity
Source: RefSeq, a predicted model, not a curated record
AUAUGUUGUUCUAUCGUUAGUUUACAACGAUGUGAUACCAUUCGUAUGGUUGGACGAUUUUGCGCAAACACACAGAGCACAACACUGUUCAAGUGGUUAUCCUACGGUUGUUUUGAUAAUAAUGUAAUUUGCUAGUGUCAGUGCGAAAUACACAAAAUUUUGAUAAAUCAGAUACAUUUACGUUCCGAGAUAUUUUUCCGAAAUUUAAAUAUUUUUGUGUGUUGUUAAUAAAAUAAAAAAAAAUGUUGAAUCACUGCUUAACGAGGCUGGCUGUUGGUUCGACGACAACGCAUUUAUUUCACUCACGCAACAUGCAUCUACUUCUCAAUAAAACAUUGGUGAACGGUGAUUGGAUUUCGGCGAGUUCCAAAAAAGAACUGGCUGUUUUGAAUCCGGUCAACGGUAGUGUCGUUGGAAAUGUACCGGAUAUGGAUGCCAGUGAUACUCAAAAAGCUAUUGAUUCUGCCAGUAAAGCAUUCUAUUCGAAGGAAUGGUACGGUCUAACAGCUAAAGAUCGGUCUAGUUUACUCAAGAAAUGGUUCAAUCUUCUUGAAGUAAAUAAGCAGGAAAUUGCUAACAUUAUGACGGCUGAAUCGGGAAAACCGAUAACCGAAUCGUUGGGAGAAAUUGCCUAUGGUAAUUCGUUCGUGGAAUGGUUUGCUGAAGAAGCUCGGCGAAUUUAUGGAGAAAUUGUACCGAGUCCCCAUCCACAAAAGCAAAUUUACAUUACAAGAGAGCCAAUUGGUGUCGCAGCUUUAAUUACACCGUGGAAUUUUCCUCAUGCCAUGAUAACGAGAAAAGCAGCUGCUGCCUUGGCUGCUGGUUGCACCGUUGUCAUAAAACCGGCUGAGGACACCCCACUCACUUGUCUAGCUUUAGCUAAAUUGGCCGAAGAAGCCGGUUUUCCGAAGGGAGUUGUUAAUGUCAUCACAUGCAGUCGAUCGAAUGCACCUUCCGUUGGUGACCUUCUGUGCAAAAGCCCGUUAGUUGCUGGUAUAUCAUUCACUGGUUCGACUGAAGUUGGUCGACUGUUGUAUGAAAAGUGUGCAUCCGGCAUCAAGCGCGUUGGUCUUGAGCUAGGUGGCAAUGCCCCGUUCAUCGUUUUCGAAAGCGCUGAUCUGACCAAAGCUCUUAACGGGGCCUUGGCAUCGAAAUUUCGAAAUUGUGGCCAGACGUGCAUAUCAUCGAAUCGCUUCCUUGUGCACGAAAGUUUAGUCGACGAAUUCGUAGCUAGGCUGACAGCCGCAGUGAAUGGUCUAGUCAUUGGGGACGGUAAAGAGAGUAAUGUUCAGAUUGGACCUUUAGUUAAUGAUGCCCAACUGAAAAAGGUCAGUGCUAUCGUGGCUGAUGGAGUGUCGAAAGGGGCUAAGGUCAUCGUAGGCGGUAAAGCGUUACCCGACAAGGGCCAGUUAUAUUACGCACCAACAAUUAUGACUAACAUUCAACCAAAUAUGCGACUUUACACUGAGGAAAUAUUCGGACCCGUUGUGUCGAUCAUAACGUUCAAGACCGAAGACGAAGCAUUGAGAAUUGCCAACGAUACACGACGUGGCCUGGCCGGAUAUUUCUUUAGUGAGAAUAUAAGUCAAGUGUUCCGUGUUGCUCGACGAUUAGAAGUCGGUAUGAUUGGUAUCAAUGAUGGAGCUAUAUCUGCUGCUGAGGCGGCUUUUGGCGGAGUGAAAGAGUCUGGCAUUGGUAGGGAAGGCUCAAAGCAUGGAAUUGAUGAUUAUGUUGAAAUGAAAUAUUUGUGUCUGGGUAAUUUGGAAUAAAAAUUGUUUUGAGUCCGGUAUUGAAGUACCGACGUCUUCCAUUAUAUUACUAGCGUCUAGGCCAUUAAUCGAUUAAAUUGCAUUAAGUGUAAAAUGUCUUCCAAAUACUUGUUAUCAUUGAGAUUACGAAAUUGUUAUGUAAAGAAGUCAUGAAUGAAAUUGAGAUAAGGUUUAAUUAAAUUAGCAACGUAGGUUGCACGUAUGCAUUCAAUAAA